Molecule: messenger RNA, 2777 nt
Organism: Amphiprion ocellaris (clown anemonefish)
Lineage: Eukaryota; Metazoa; Chordata; Actinopteri; Pomacentridae
Product: fibrillin-2-like
Exons: 2
Coding region: 16-768 (250 amino acids)
Source: RefSeq, a predicted model, not a curated record
ACUUGACCAUGUUCCAUGUUUGUCUCCACCAGUCACUGCAUAACAGGCUCAGGUUUCCCGGGUCAGCUGGCCGACGGAGACGAGGACGACAGUUUGUCUCCUGAAGCUUGUUACGAAUGUAAGAUCAACGGAGGAGGAAAGAAUGGACGACACCGACGACACACCGACAAGAACGAACUCAACCAGGAGCCGAUGGUGAGCAUGGCCAGCGUGGACACCCAGACCUCCAUCCCCAUGAACGUGUCCCUGAGCUCGCUGCUCAACAAGGAGCCUCUGCUGGAGCUGCUUCCGGCCCUGCAGCCGCUGGAGCACCACGUCCGCUACGUCAUCACCCACGGCAACGCCAACGAACACUUCCGCCUGCUGGAACGCCGUGACGGGAAGAGCGUCCUCCGGCUGGGGAAGAGGCCCCCGUCGGCCGGGUCCUACCGGCUGGAGAUCGCCAGCCUGCCGCUGUUCGGGCCCCGGAGGAUGCACCAGCUGGAGGAGCAGCACGACAGGCGACUACCGGCGAGGGGAGAUCGGAGAAGCCCUGCGCAUCAAGCUCCACAUCCACCUGCACUGAGCUCAGAGCGCCGCCGCCGAAGCCGCUCUGGACUGACUCCUAAACGCCUCCUGACCUUCUACCCUCCACCUGCAGGGGCUCCGAUCAGGGCUGAAAAGACUGAGUCACCGGCCCCAAUCUACCACCACUUUGUUACUGUUCAACUUAAUAUAUGUUCAUGUUUUGUGUGUGUGUUUUUUUUUUACCCUUCCACUCCUGCCUGACCCUGUGAGAUCCAGUGGAGGAGGUGGCAGAGAGGUGACUCCAUCCUCGGACCCCAAAGAAACAACCAGACAGACGGCUCACAAGUCCAUGAAGCACUUUGUACAGCUGAGCGUAAGAACGGGGUUUUAAAUAGGUGGAUAAAGUGCUGAGAGUGGCCCACGCUGUCUUUUUACGCAGCAUGUAUGUUAGUAUUUAAAUCACUAAAAAGGCUGGAGGUAAAGGCCACAGUGGUCCCAGGACUCCGUCACCUCUCUGUGAUCUUGGUAAAAAAAAUACGAUUAAAAUCACACCGCUGGAGAUCCAGGUUUCCGCCCCGCUCAGUAUUGUAGUUUGUCAUUUAAUGUAUUUGUGCUGUUUGAAAAAUGUUAACACGAAGGACUGCAACAUUUCCACAGCAUUUCAGGUUCUUUGGUCCAUAGCUCUGUUUUCUUUUUGUUUUUUUUUAUUAUUGCUGGAUACCAAUUUACCGCUUUCUCUGUCAGAUAGUGAACCGCUCUGACGUUUGUUGGGUUACCUCAGUCAGGACUCCGUGCUGCGAUGCUGACUUUAAAACAUGAGAGGGUGCUAGCGUCCCUCAGCGUCCACCACCAGCAGGGAACACCAGUUAGUAGCUCUAGGCUUUAAAGAAGAUAGACCAGGUCGCGUUUAUUUAUCCUCUAAGGGAUUACUAUGACUUCAGGUGCACUGAUUCUGGACCUUCUUUCAGCCUUUUGUCCCGCGUCAGGAGCUUUUAGCAUGUCCUGCCUUUUCUUUGUUGUUUUUUUAACAAAUAAAACUCUUCAGGAGAGCAGAACAGGCGCCGGGCGGCUGAAAUGACACUAAGCCGACUUUAUCUGACUUCUUUGACUUCACUGUGAGCUCGACGUCUGAGAGCCGAGCCUCGUUUACGACCCGACAGCAGGAUAAGAAAAGGUACACGACACGUUACAGCUGUAACUGGCAGGUGAAACCUCACUCACAAAGAAACACCCAUCAGGUCAUAUUUCAUUUCUUGUGAUUUUUUUUUUUUCUCUCAAAGAGGAAAAAAGGUGCUACAUGAUACCAACUCUUACGUAACGCUGUACAAAGAACAGUGCAGUCUUGAAUCUGGAUUGCAAAAGUGACUUUUUUUUUUUGCUCGGUUUUAUUGUUGUGUUUGUUCGUCUUUUGUUUUGUCUCAGUUGCUGAAAAACCAAUAUUAUAACACUUGCUUCUUGAAAUUAAAUUGUGUAGAUGUUUUUUUUUAAAUGUCAAGGCUGCCAACAAAAAAAGAAAUACUCACAGUAAACCCAAGAUUGAAGGCUUUAAAGUGCUGCUUACUUUGUUCUGUUUGAAAACGGCAUCCUGUUUUUAAGCCACUGUUCUCAGAAAAACAGAAAACACGUCAGACUUGAAGAUAAUUAACAUUCCGAUUAUCUGGGAAGCUCACACUGUCUGUAAAAUGCCAUCAGGAUCACACAAACUCGUCCAUCCUGCUCGGAUCUUAUGGUGCUACGAUGAAAAAACGCUUUUCUCUGAACGUUGGAGGUUGCUGCACUGUCCCACAGCCUAGACUAUGUUUACAAGACAUAACCAUUUUCUAACCUGGGAAUCUUUGUAUACUUGUAUCUUUAAUGUCAGUUUGUAAUUUUCCUUUUUAUUUGCCACGAUGUUAUUUUUUUGUUUUUUAAAGGAAAAAGGCAGUGUGUUGCGUGUGCUUACUGUAUCUCAGCUUCAGUGUUAAACUUGAAUCCUGUCAUCAUCAUCAUCUGCUCGCAUCCAAGUAUUUUGUACUUUAGAAUUCAGAAAAACAAGAAAGUUUCGAUUGUUUUGUUUUUUUUAUUAAGCCUGAAACCUGUCGAUGAACUGAAAGCUGAUAUGACAAUCAUCCAACCAGCUGAGGAUCAAUAAAUAAAUAAAUCUUUUUUAAAAAGCCAAAGAUUCACAACACCAAAUGGCAGUUUUGUAAAAUUCGAGUGAUUCACAUAAAAUUGUAAACUUUUGUCCAGUGACUUAAAUGGCAAUAAAGUAUUGUGGGUUAUAUUUUUAA